Molecule: messenger RNA, 2142 nt
Organism: Vitis riparia (riverbank grape)
Lineage: Eukaryota; Viridiplantae; Streptophyta; Magnoliopsida; Vitales; Vitaceae
Product: clathrin coat assembly protein AP180
Exons: 1
Coding region: 265-2028 (587 amino acids)
Biological process (GO): vesicle budding from membrane; clathrin coat assembly; clathrin-dependent endocytosis
Cellular component (GO): clathrin-coated vesicle; clathrin-coated pit
Molecular function (GO): phosphatidylinositol-4,5-bisphosphate binding; clathrin heavy chain binding; SNARE binding
Source: RefSeq, a predicted model, not a curated record
ACCCCCCAAAAUUAGGCGAACAUCUGUUCAAAAAACCACCUCCCACUCUUCAAAUCAAAAUUUUCCCGGAAAAUCCACCUCAAUUUUCCCCCAAACACCUCCCUACUCCGGAAAAUCCAAAAAAUCUGCUUAUCCCCAAAACAAAAGCCAACCCAUAUAGGCAUUUCUGCCAUUGAUUAAACGUCAAGAAACAAAAGAAACCAGGCACAAACACAGUGAAUUAACUCUUCAAUCUCCUUCACCGAGCUCUUGGGCCGAUCCGCGAUGCCGAGCAAGCUGAGGAAGGCAAUCGGUGCAGUGAAAGAUCAAACGAGCAUUGGCAUCGCAAAGGUUUCCAACAAUGCCUCCAGUCUUGACGUUGCAGUGCUCAAGACCACCAGCCAUGAUGAAGUCCCUCUUGAUGAUAGAUACGUAAAUGAAGUUCUUCAACUCAUCUCUACCAACAAGGCCUAUGCUGCGGCCUGUGCCCAGGCCAUCGCCAAGCGAAUAGGCCGCACCCGGAAUUGGAUUGUGGCCCUUAAGUCCCUCAUGCUGGUUCUUCGAAUUUUCCAAGAUGGUGACCCCUACUUCCCUAGAGAUGUCCUGCAUGUCAUGAAGAGAGGGGCGAGGAUACUGAACCUUACUAACUUCCGGGAUGACUCGAAUUCCAGUCCGUGGGACUACACUGCAUUUGUUCGGACGUUUGCAUUGUAUCUGGAUGAGCGACUGGACUGCUUCCUCACCGGGAAGCUUCAGCGGAGGUUUGCCCGCGAUGAAGCGGAAAAGAGACAUGGCGGUCGGAAGUUGAAUCCACCAGUCCGGGACAUGAAGCCGGGGAUGCUGAUCGAUAGGAUUACCAAUUGGCAGCGGUUGCUGGAUAGGGCGGUUGCCACCAGACCAACUGGUCCUGCCAAGACUAAUAAGUUGGUGCAGGUGACUCUAUAUGCAGUUGUGCAAGAGAGCUUUGAUCUUUACCGGGACAUCUCUGAUGGGCUAGCGCUUCUUCUUGAUAGCUUCUUCCAUUUGCAGUACCAGUCCUGUGUUAAUGCCUUCCAGGCUUGUGUCAAGGCAUCGAAACAGUUUGAAGAGCUGUCUGGCUUCUACUCUUUGUGUAAGAGCAUUGGAGUUGGGAGGACUUCUGAGUAUCCGAGCGUGCAGAAGAUAUCUGAUGAGCUCAUUGAAACGUUGCAGGAGUUCUUGAAAGAUCAAGCUCCUUUUCCAUCAAAUGGGCGGGCACCGGCCUCACAUUUGCUCCUGCCAGCACCGGCGAAGAACGUCGGGGCGAGUUCUGAGCACGGGGAGGCCGAUCAAUCGGAAGUAUCAGAACCGACUGAGAGGUUUUCAGGUUAUUCCACUUCAUUAGAGGACUUGGUAAGUGUGGUUGAUCUCGGAAUGAGCCCCUCCAUCUUCGCUGAUCAGGAGGGUGGUUUUGAGCCGUCUGAGAAACAAUCACAGCAAGGCGACUUCGCAAAUUUCGACGACAAUGGCUCAGUCCCUUCCCUAUCCGUGGAGCAAAGAUCAUAUUCAGCUCCAGAUGAUCUUGUAUCGUUCUACGAAGACUGGCCAGAACAGCCAAAAGAAGAAGAAAAAGAAAAAGAGGCCUCAUCUUCAGCUGAAGCAGACUUGUGGGAGAUUGUCUUGGUGGAGACUGCAAACCAAGCAACACAGCCAUCUCACGACCUCUCCAAUAGCUUCCAAAACCCGUCUCCCAUGGACGAUUUCUUCAACCAGACUGCAGUUCCUGAUCAGAACACCAACCCAUUUCUACAAGCUUUGGACGAAACGCCUGUCAUUGCUGCUACUACCACAAGUUUCUUCCCAAUGUCCCCAACCUUUCAUGCAACUCCAACCUUUUCCGCGCAGAAUCUGAACGACACGGAAGUUGCUGUGCAGAAUUCGGAUGACCCCUUUGCAGCAUACCCCACUGCAAUGAGCAAUGAACAAAUAUUUAAUGGGCUAGAUAAUCAACAGAAUGUGCUGCAUGAACAGAAGUUGUGGUUGGAGCAGCAGAAUAAGAUUAUAGCCAAGGUACAUAGCUUAGAUUCAUGAAUCUAUAACGUGGGGUUUUGUAAAUUGUAGUGUGAUUAUGUGUAGUCCUGGUAAAUUCAGCAGAGAAAAAAAAAAAAUGAAACUUGGCAAUUCUAGGAUUGAAAUCAUCUGAUG